This is a messenger RNA of Symbiodinium natans, 438 nucleotides long. NCBI's taxonomy places the organism in Eukaryota, Dinophyceae, Suessiales, Symbiodiniaceae. The record is from the annotation of a GenBank genome assembly.
AUGGCAGGGGAGUACAAAGAGCUCUACGGCGAGGAGCCAGAAGCUUGGGAGAACGUCCUGGGCACCUACUCUGUGAUGGUCGGUGUCGCCUCGCUGCUGCUGGCAAUUCUCGGCGCGGCACAGCUGGUGAAUCGCAUACCGGGGCCUGUCAAGGCCGGCUGGAAGCUGGGCUUCGCGCUGUGCGCCUUCGGCGCCCAGGCUCCCAGUGCUGCCUUCACCCACGCGGCGACCUUGAAGCAGAUCUGCGCUCUUCCGCAUCUCCAGGGCGGCCCUCUCAAGGGCGGCGCGGCCACGAUGUAUCGUUUGGGAUGGACGUUGACGCACCCGCAUCGCUGGGAUGCAGAAGCCGUCCUCUUCUCCGCAAUGACCCUUCUCAUCGUCGUCUGGCAGCACUUGACAGAACCAUCUUCAGCUGAGUUCGCAACGCGCAAGCCAUGA